AUGAACAGUGAAUAUAAUGGGCAGGUAGCGUCAUGCGUGAAAGACAGUUUAAUUGGUUUUGUUGCGGGUAUUUACGGUGGUAUUGCAGUUGUAUGCGUCAGCCAACCACUGGAUACGGUUAAAGUCAAGAUGCAGGCCUUUCCAGAGCACUACAAGAAUUCCUGGCUGUGUCUUAAGAAGACUUGGCUCAAAGAUGGACUUUCAAGAGGCCUAUAUGCCGGAACUGUUCCGGCUCUAGUGGCAAAUAUGGCUGACAACGCUGUUGUUUUUUGUGCCCUACCAUUCUGCCAGAGAAUGGUCUCCUGGGCAACGAAAACAGGUGGAACUGAACACCUUUCUACCUCCCAACAUGCCCUGUCUGGAUCUCUUGCCGGAAUUUUUACUGCUCUUGUCCUGUGUCCAACGGAACUUGUCAAGUGCAAAAUGCAAGCAUUUCAUGAUAUGGCGGAGCUUGGACGCAUAAAUUUGUCACCAAGUGCAUCCGGUCCCUACCAGAUUACGAAGCAAAUCCUCCACUCCGAGGGACUGCGUGGACUUUACCGGGGUUUCGCGCCGACACUGGGUCGCGAAAUGAUUGGAUACUUUUUCUUCUUCGGCGGUUAUGAAGCCGCGAGGAGUGUACUUACCCCAAGAGGCCGGGUCAAGGAUGACCUGGGUCCCCUGGCUACAGCUGUGGCCGGUGGAUUUGGCGGCGCUGCU
This is a messenger RNA of Dibothriocephalus latus, 699 nucleotides long. NCBI's taxonomy places the organism in Eukaryota, Metazoa, Platyhelminthes, Cestoda, Diphyllobothriidea, Diphyllobothriidae. The record is from the annotation of a GenBank genome assembly.